UACUAAUUCAUAAACCAACUCUCUCUCUCUCUCUCUCUGCAACUCUUUGUCUUAAAGAAGACGAAACUCUCUCUCUCCUCUCUCAGUGUUUCUCACUGAGAAAUAGCUAAAAGCACAAUGUUCCUCGCUUUUGAUUCGAAAACCAUGUGAGAUAUCUGACACAUUCUCUUCCUCUCUCGCUCUCUCUAUUCUUUUUUUCUACUUCUUCUUCUUCUUCUUUCUUUUUUUUUCUUCUACUAGUGCUAAGUUCGAAUCGCUUUGUGUUGACUCGUCCGAGUCACUAACUCAGUGAUUCGACUCCGAGACUCGAAUGGCCUCGUCCUCCCGCGCAAGGAGCAGCUCGCCGUUCUCGUAUCGCAAACCCUCGACACCGUACUCUUCAACUUCGUCGUCUUCUUCCUUCAUGAGCAGCCGUAUAGUUCCUCGCUCUUGCUCUUCUUCAGCUUCGUCGUAUAUCAACUCGGGAGGUGGACUCGGAGCUAGUGGCUCCCGAUCCAUGACUCCGAGUCGGAGUCGUUCAGAUUCAAUGUACUCCGGUCCACGUGGCUACAACGGUCGCUCGCCGGUUGGUUUUCCUUCCGACGACUUGAUCGCCGAGCCGCUUGAGGUGGUUCGGUCCGGGUCAGGGGAUAGCAUUUCGGUGACGAUUCGGUUCAGACCGUUGAGUGAGAGAGAGUAUCAGAGAGGGGAUGAGAUCUCGUGGUACGCAGAUGGAGAUAAGAUUGUGAGGAACCAGUAUAAUCCAGCUACGGCUUAUGCAUUUGAUAGGGUUUUUGGACCACAUACGGCUUCACAGGAAGUGUAUGAUGUAGCGGCAAAGCCAGUAGUCAAGGCCGCAAUGGAAGGCGUUAAUGGAACUGUUUUUGCCUAUGGUGUUACAAGUAGUGGGAAGACACACACUAUGCAUGGAGAUCAAAGUUCUCCUGGCGUUAUACCACUGGCUAUAAAGGAUGUUUUUAGCAUGAUCCAAGAUACUCCAGGAAGAGAGUUCUUACUCCGCGUGUCUUAUCUUGAAAUCUAUAAUGAGGUGAUAAAUGACUUGCUUGAUCCAACAGGUCAGAAUUUGCGUGUUAGAGAAGAUGCACAGGGUACCUAUGUCGAGGGUAUAAAAGAAGAAGUGGUUUUGUCUCCUGGACAUGCACUUUCCUUCAUUGCUGCUGGGGAAGAGCAUCGUCAUGUUGGAUCAAAUAAUUUCAAUCUGUUGAGUAGCCGAAGUCACACCAUAUUUACACUGAUGAUUGAAAGUAGUGCCCACGGUGAUGAGUACGAUGGAGUGAUCUUCUCUCAACUCAAUUUGAUUGAUCUUGCCGGAUCUGAGAGCUCAAAAACUGAAACGACUGGACUACGGAGAAAGGAAGGAUCUUACAUAAACAAAAGUCUUCUAACUCUUGGAACGGUAAUUGGAAAGCUGAGUGAGGGGAAGGCAUCUCAUGUUCCCUACCGAGAUUCUAAGCUUACCCGCCUUUUGCAGUCUUCACUGAGUGGGCAUGGACAUGUUUCGCUUAUAUGUACAGUUACUCCUGCAUCAAGCAACAUGGAGGAAACUCAUAAUACAUUGAAGUUUGCAAGCAGGGCAAAGCGAGUGGAAAUCUAUGCCUCACGUAAUAAGAUUAUCGAUGAAAAAUCUUUGAUUAAGAAGUAUCAAAAAGAAAUUUCAGUCCUCAAACAAGAACUUGAUCAGCUAAAGAAGGGGAUGAUUGUUGGUGUUAAUCAUGAGGAGAUUUUGACCUUAAGGCAAAAGUUGGAAGAAGGUCAAGUGAAAAUGCAAUCAAGAUUAGAGGAAGAGGAGGAUGCCAAGGUGGCUCUAAUGAGUAGAAUACAGAGACUAACCAAACUCAUACUUGUCUCUUCAAAGAAUACAAUUCCUGGAUAUUUGAGUGACGUUCCCAAUCAUCAACGAAGUCACUCUGUUGGUGAGGAUGACGGUUCUUUGCUUCUAGAAGGUGAGAAUCAGAAGGAUUCUGCAUCAUCUGCCUUAGUUGCUUCAGCAGAUGUUCCUUAUGAUUUUAAACACAGAAGAUCUUCCAGCAAGUCCAGCAAGUGGAAUGAAGAACUCUCACCAUCUGGCAGUACAAUAACUGAAUCAACUCAAGCUGGUGAACUUAUCAGUGGAUCGAAACUGCCAACUGGAGGGAUAACAAUGUCAGAUCAGAUGGACCUUCUUGUUGAGCAAGUUAAGAUGCUUGCUGGGGAAAUUGCAUUUAGUACCAGCACCUUGAAGCGCAUGGUGGAGCAGUCCGUGAAUGAGCCAGAUAGCUCAAAAACUCAGAUUCAAAACCUGGAACGUGAGAUCCAAGAAAAGAGGAGGCAAAUGAGGGCCUUAGAGCAGCGUAUUAUUGAGAGUGGUGAGGCUUCAAUUUCUAAUUCGUCAUUGGUUGAAAUGCAGCAGACGCUUAUGAGAUUGAUGACCCAGUGUAAUGAGAAGGGUUUUGAGCUGGAGAUCAAAUCAGCAGACAAUCGAAUACUCCAGGAACAGCUGCAGAAUAAGUGUUCAGAAAACAAGGAAUUGCAUGAAAAAGUGAAUAUCCUUGAGCAGCGUUUGUCCUCAGUUGAUAAAUCAUCAAUGUCUUCAGAGCAGUGCAUAUCUGAUGAUUAUAUUGAUGAGUUAAAAAGGAAAAUUCAGUCUCAGGAGAUUGAGAAUGAGAAACUUAAGCUGGAACAUGUUCAGCUUUCAGAAGAGAAUAGUGGGUUACGUGUGCAGAAUCAGAAAUUGGCUGAAGAAGCUUCUUAUGCAAAAGAACUGGCUUCUGCUGCUGCUGUGGAGCUGAAGAAUUUGGCUGGUGAAGUGACAAAGCUCUCUUUACAGAAUGCAAAACUAGAAAAAGAAUUAUUGUCUGCUCGAGAGUUGGCUCAUUCUAGAAGCACUGCUAUGCAAACUGUGAAUGGUGUCAACCGCAAGUACAAUGAUGGAACAAAACUUGGUAGGAAAGGAAGGCUAUCCGGCCGCGCUAGUGAGAUUUCUGGUUUGGUCUGUGAUGACUUUGAGUCAUGGAAUCUUGAUCCAGAUGAUUUAAAGAUGGAAUUGCAGGCAAGGAAGCAAAGGGAGGCAGCACUUGAAGCUGCCUUAGCUGAAAAGGAAUUUGUUGAAGAUGAAUAUCGGAAAAAGGCUGACGAGGCAAAGAAAAGGGAGGAGGCUCUGGAAAAUGAUUUAGCAAACAUGUGGGUGCUUGUUGCCAAGUUGAAGAAAGAGGGGGGAACCAUCCCUGAGUUGAACACUGAUGAGAGGCAUGGUGAUGGAACUGACUAUAUUAGUGAUCCCAAAACCAAUGAAAUUGAAAGUAAUACUGUCCUUCAAGAUAGAACAGUUUUGGAUAUUUCAAAACCAGCUGAUGAAAUACCUAAGGAAGAACCCCUGGUUGUUCGCCUGAAGGCGCGAAUGCAAGAGAUGAAGGAAAAGGAGCUCAAGUACCUAGGAAAUGGUGAUGUAAAUUCCCACAUUUGUAAAGUAUGUUUUGAAUCACCAACUGCAGCAAUUCUUCUCCCUUGUCGGCAUUUUUGUUUGUGUAAAUCUUGUUCGCUUGCUUGUUCUGAGUGUCCAAUCUGUCGCACAGAUAUUGCAGAUAGACUUUUUGCAUUUACUUCUUGACACAAUGCUUUUUAAACCUCCAAAUGAAGGUUUGUCAUCAUUUAUAUGUUUGCUAUUUUCCGUGCAAUAGCGGGUGCGAUUCUUUUAUUAGUUUGCCUGUUUGUAACUAUCCAAAGGUAUAUGCAUACUUUGUUUCUGUAUCCAUCCUCUAGUGGCUGUAAAAUAACACAAUUGAAAAGAAAGACAAAAGAGAUAAGAAUGGUAAAUUUGAAGUUUCAGAUGCAGGAUUUUGCUUUGUUUUUUUUAGCAAGUAGCAGAAUGUUGGUAUCUGUCAAAACUCAUUGACUUGUAUAUAUAAACAAUGUAAGCUUCCACAAGAAGCAUAUAUAUUUUUUUCUUUUCUUGUCAA
Messenger RNA from Quercus robur (English oak), 3935 nucleotides. RefSeq names its product kinesin-like protein KIN-7D, mitochondrial. Gene Ontology annotation, molecular function: ATP binding; microtubule binding; microtubule motor activity. The record is from RefSeq and is a predicted model, not a curated record. The transcript has 25 exons. The coding region runs from base 311 to 3586 and encodes 1091 amino acids. NCBI's taxonomy places the organism in Eukaryota, Viridiplantae, Streptophyta, Magnoliopsida, Fagales, Fagaceae. Gene Ontology annotation, biological process: microtubule-based movement.